GAAGAAGAAUAUGAAAUCGAAACCAUCGUCAGUCACCGUUUGUAUCGUAGUGCUGUUGUCUCUUAUGAAGUUCAAUGGAAAGGAUAUUCCGCUGAAGAAAACACAGUAGAAAAAGCAGAUAGCCUUCACAAUGAUGUAGCUGACUUGUGUGCUGCUUAUUGGGAUUCAUUAACCGAUACACCAAGACCCAUCAAUGCACCAGCCAGCAGAAACAAUUCUUCCCAGACUACCCCUUCUAAAGGAAACGCAGCAAGUUCCUCUUUAAAGCGAGUCAAGAACGGUGAAUCAAGCGAGAGUCACAAGAAAACUAAAUUUGAUUUGGAGCAUGUACCGCAAUAUAUGACUGAAAGGGGAUUUUCAUACCCCAAGACAUGGCCCAACUUAAAAACCAAGUGGGAGACGGAUAUGGUGAAACUUCGCGCGGUACAAUUAUCACCUAUCGACAAGAAUAUAAAGAUGGCCUAUAUUGAAUGGAAAAAUGGAGAUAAGACAAUUCAUACGUUGGAUGAGUGUCACAAAAAGUGUCCAGAGAAGGCAAGUGGUUUUUUU
Molecule: messenger RNA, 549 nt
Organism: Mucor mucedo
Lineage: Eukaryota; Fungi; Mucoromycota; Mucoromycetes; Mucorales; Mucoraceae
Exons: 5
Biological process (GO): negative regulation of transcription by RNA polymerase II; chromatin organization
Cellular component (GO): nucleus; pericentric heterochromatin
Molecular function (GO): chromatin binding
Source: RefSeq, a predicted model, not a curated record